This is a messenger RNA of Phanerochaete carnosa HHB-10118-sp, 1051 nucleotides long. RefSeq lists its product as uncharacterized. NCBI's taxonomy places the organism in Eukaryota, Fungi, Basidiomycota, Agaricomycetes, Polyporales, Phanerochaetaceae. The record is from RefSeq and is a predicted model, not a curated record. Gene Ontology annotation, molecular function: oxidoreductase activity, acting on CH-OH group of donors; flavin adenine dinucleotide binding. Bases 1 to 915 code for a protein of 304 amino acids. The transcript has 11 exons.
AUGAGCGCGGCGUUCCACAGAGCGCUCAAGUCUCCGCAGAUCCUAGAGUUGUCUGGGAUUGGCCGAAAUGAUGUACUGUCGAAGAUUGGAGUUCCCGUCAAGCUCGAUCUUCCUGGUGUCGGCGAAAACAUGCAAGAACACAUGGCACUUGCGAUGUCGUGGGAGCUGAAAAAUGAGUUCCCCAAACAAGCCCAAGAACUUGCUGUUUCUACGAUGCCCAUGGCGUUCUUCCCUCUGGACCAAAUUUCAGACAGAGCAGGAGAGAUCUAUGAACGGGCUAAGGAGGAGAUCGGCAAGCUGGACGGUGACACGGUUCCUGCCGGCUACAUCGACCAGACGCGACUAAUGUUGGCGCGUCUUGACCCGAAGACAAGCAGUCCCACUUGCGAGAUAACCACGGCCCCUACGUUUAUAUCAGGUCCCAACCCACCUACCCCCGGGAAGCGUUAUAUCACGUUCAUAGUACUGGUACACACUGUGUUCUCUCGUGGAACCAUCCACAUCAAAUCGAGUGACCCAAACGAGGAUCCCGACCUCGACCCGCGCUACCUCGAACGCAACGUCGAUGCGGACAUGUUGCUUGAGGCGACCAAGUUUGCGCGCAGUCUGGCAAACACCAGUCCCAUUAAAGACAUGAUUGUUAAGGAGGUCAAUCCGGGCCCCUCUGUGCAGACGGAUGAGCAGCUCCUCAAAUGGGCUAAGUCAAUCCUCGCCUCUGGUUUCCAUACCGCGUCCUCACUCUCGAUGUUGCCAAGAGAGAAGGGUGGCGUCGUCGACCCCAAACUGAAGGUCUGCGGGACAGAUAACCUGCGUGUCGUCGAUCUCUCGAUUGUUCCGCUGCACAUCUGCUGCCACACUCAGUCCACGGCAUACUUCAUCGCGGAGAAAGCCGCCGACAUCAUCAGGAACUCUUGAAGCCUGAUUCACAUGUAUUCAGACAUCGCAAAGCCCCCAUGUAGCACAUGCUUUGUACUACUACAAAUGCGAAGAGUUGGUCCAUACAAUACACAAUGUACAGUAUCACGCCCGUAAACAUGAAGAAAUUACGUCU